CUGGAGUGGGCGUGGUUUAAUCCGAGACCUGCGGCUGAGAGCCUCCACCCUGCGGGAGACAACCAGAGCGUCCGCGGCAGAGAAACACAGACCCUCCACUCAUCUAGACAGGUUCAGCCAUGAGGUGGCGCUCUCCCCAUCUUCUUCAGCUCCUCCUCUGGAUCACACUGUUGAUCUGCACAGCAGCCAGUUCAGGAUUCACCAUCUGCUCCUACAAUGUCCAGAGAUUCACCAUAAACAAGGCCAAGAGCUACAAAGUCAUACACACUCUGACACGGGUGUUGUCCCGCUGUGACUUGGCGCUCCUGCAGCACGUGGUCGAUCCUGACGGUAAAGCCAUCGCCGCUCUGCUCAAGUCUCUCAACAGGGCCACUGACAGGUAUGACGACUUCAGCUACAAGUCUGUGGCCAGUAAGGCUCUGGGUACCUCGGCCGAAGACAUGCAGAAGUAUGUCUUCAUCUACAGGGUUGAGACGGUCAAUGUGACGGGUCAGGAUCAGUACAAGGGGAAGCAGAAGUUUGUCAGACCUCCGUUUGCGAUUCAGGUCCAGAGCAAUAAAACAGCCAUCAAGAGUUUCAUCCUGGUUCCUCUGCACUCGGAUCCUGACCAGGCGGCGCAGGAGAUCGACUGGCUGUACGACGUCUUCCUGGAGGUCAGCAAGAAGUGGAACAACAAGAAUGUGAUGUUUCUGGGAGAUUUCCACGCCGCCUGCGCCUACGUGACCAGAACCACCAGAAAAUCCAUCAGACUCUACAAGAACUCCAAUUUCUCCUGGCUGAUCGGAGACAAAGUCGACACUACUGUCAGUGAAGACACCAACUGUGCAUAUGACAGGAUCGUAGUCCACGGAGAGCCCUUCCUGAAGACCAUCCAACCGUUUUCUGCCGGAGUCUUCGACGUCGGCAAAGAGUUCAAACUCACCAAGAACAAGGUGCUGGAGCUCAGCGACCACCACCCCCUGAAGGUGGUGCUGAAGAGCUCCGCCCUCUUCCUCCGGGCCACGCCCCCGUGGCUCCUCCUCAGCCUCUCUUUGGUCUUGCGCUCCUUACUGUUCGCUCUGUGAUUGUUUGUUCGUCUUGGACUUUUUAAGGACUCCAGAUCACCGCCAUCUGUUUGUUUACCUGUUUAUCUGUUUUGUGUGUUCAGCUGUGGACGUCAUUUAUGUCUGUCUGUGUAAACGUCUCAAGACAUUGUAAAAAUGUUAGAUUUUUUUUUAAUAAUGAAUGAAAUUUGGCACUUAAACGUGUCCGUAAUGUUUAUAUUUGAAAUUAAGUAUCAUUAAACUUGUCCAUUUAAAAUGUUUUAUUAGCAUGUUUUAAUACACACAGGCACUCACAUUAAUGUGUAAUGUCUGUGUGACUUUUAGAGAUUUAGGUGUAUAUAUUCUUAUUUCCACGGCUCGGAAGCUUUACGUUUUGCAGAUUGAAGUGAAAAAUGUGACAACUGAAUAAAUAACAUGUAAAAUGUCACCAGAAUGCAAAUUAUUUCAGCGACAGAUGACAGUGAAUGUUGCUCUUUCCUCUGUGCUCAUUUGCACCCUCUGCUGGGCCGCUUCUGGUCCACGGGCCUUAAGGAUGACAGCCCAGAGGUUCUUCACGACGACGUUAACAAACAAAAUUGAAUUACUUUUACAUCGUGUUAAACGGUGUUUGAGAUGGUUUCCUCUCUGUGUGGUGUGUUAUCCUGCUGGAUGGAGCCAUCAGAAGACGGCACACUCCUGUCAUGUAGAGAUGGACACGGUCAGUUGGUGCACUAAAACACAUAUGACUACUUUAUCGAUACUUUUCAACCAAAGAUGGUAUUUUAAUGAGAGUUCUUCAAUAUUGCUGGUGCUCCAUUCAUACCUCUUCACUGUGAGUAUUAUUAUUAUACAUACAAUUUCACACAUUGACAGUCAUCCCAUAGUUAAAGUGGAGCUUCUGCUGGUCCUGUUUUGGCCCACAGGUCUGACUCUUGCUCUAUUAAAGGUCAUUUAAAAGGUGUAUUUAAUAUUGAAGGAAUAAAAU
Salarias fasciatus (jewelled blenny) is the source of this 2007-nucleotide messenger RNA. RefSeq names its product deoxyribonuclease-1-like 1. The coding region runs from base 120 to 1064 and encodes 314 amino acids. The record is from RefSeq and is a predicted model, not a curated record. Gene Ontology annotation, biological process: DNA catabolic process. The transcript is spliced from 10 exons. Gene Ontology annotation, molecular function: deoxyribonuclease I activity; DNA binding. Gene Ontology annotation, cellular component: nucleus. NCBI's taxonomy places the organism in Eukaryota, Metazoa, Chordata, Actinopteri, Blenniiformes, Blenniidae.